GUUUUUUUUUAAACAUUUACUUAUAUUUUAUACACAUAAAAAUGUUGUGUAUUAGAUGUUACCUAUUGUGCUAAUGUUCAUCAAUGCUGUUGGUUAAAAAUACUAAGUAUUUAUUUUGAUAAUUUAACUUUUAAGGUAACAGCAGAAUGAGUACUAUAGAUCAGAAUGUGAAAAUUAUUGCUGAUAAAAUCACCACGCCCAAGAAUAAUGACAGCAAUAUAAACAUUAAAACUAUAAUUAGUAUAGAUAAAAAUAAAACUAAUGAUGAUGGUCAAAAUAAAUUAAUUGAAAACAAUAGGAAUACGGAAAAUAAAAUCAUAGUUGUUGAGUAUGAAAAAUAUCCAGUUUCGAAUCUUUUAUGGAGAGAUUUAUAUCCUCAAGUGUUGGCUAGUUGUAUAUCUUUAUUGAUGGUUAUCCAACCGGGAAUACAUUUAGCCUAUUCAAAUAAUAUGUUACAUCAUAUACCAUCAAUAAAUAAAGAACAAUUUUCAUGGAUAACAAGUAUUUCGGUUUUGUGUACACCCGUUGGAGCGUUCUUUGUCGGUCUGGUGAUGGAUAAGAUUGGUCGGAAAAACUCGUGUCUCUUAACUUGCUUACCAUUACUCGCGUCGUGGACAACAGUGACUAUUUCGAGUUCAGAUAACAUCUAUGCGUGUUAUGCCUUUAGGCUUUUGGGCGGGAUCGGUGCAGGGAUGACUACAGUGGGCUUAGUGUACGUAUCGGAAAUCAGUCACCCGUCGUACAAGCAGGUAUUGUUGUCUCUUAAUAGUGUUUUCUUUUCUGGUGGCAUACUGCUCUCAACUUGUUUGGCGGAUCUGGAAUGGAAAGUCAUAAACUUAUCUUUCGUCAUCUUCACAAUAGUCAACAUGGCGCUCAUAAUAAUUUAUUUGCCAGAAAGUCCGAUCUGGAUUCUGAAGUUUAAAAGUUCCGAGCACGUUGAUAAAGCUAAAAUGGCGGUGAAACAUAUUUAUCCGAACGAUAAUCAGGUGUUCGAAGCCGAGUGGAGGCGCUUGAAAUCGGCGUCGGACGACACUGCAGACCCGGACGUCCAUCAACGGUCGUUCGUCCAGUCCCUUCGGUCCGAUCCCGCGGCGUACAAGCCGAUGGUCAUACUGACCGUGCUACUGCUCCUCCAGCAACUGUCCGGCGCCUACUCGGCUAUAUCGUACGCGCUUCCCAUACUCAAGUCGGUGGUGCCCGCCGCUUAUCCGCCGGCCAUUGUGAUUCAAUCGCUGGCCGCACUAGGCGUCGUCAGGUUCGCGUCCGGCUUGCUGGCGUGCGCGCUGUCGUUGCGCGUGGGCCGAAAACCGAUGCUGGUGUUCUCGUGCGUGGCCAUGGCGCUGUCGUCCGUCCUGGUGGCGGCCACCCACUAUAGCCGGGACACGUCCACCGUACCGUGGCCGCUUUUCGGCGUCAUGCUGUUCGUGUUCAGCAGUUCCGUCGGCGUGCUCGUGUUCCCGUGGACGAUGAUCUGCGAACUCCUGUCCACGCCCGUCCGAGCGGUCGGCGGCUGCAUACUGGUGUCGUACGCUUACCUGAUCAUGUUCGCCACGUUCAAGGUGUUCCCGUACAUGUUUGCCGUCGUCUCCGUGCCGAACCUGUUCCUUGUGUUCGGCGUUGUGUCCACGUCCAUGGCCGUAUACGUGCACUUCGUCGUGCCUGAGACGUUGGGCAAGAGCUUUCGAGAAAUAGAGGACUACUUCUCGCGAUCGAGCAAACCGCCGCAAAGCUCAUUCGCAGCAAAGCGAUAACAUAAUAUUGUACACGCUCCCUGAGUCCUACGUUCGGUGAACGUUUGAAACCGCAAUCCACCCCUCCUCGUCCGCACUGUGGAUGGAGUUAUGAGACGGCGAACUCACUUGUAAUCACUAAAGGUACUUUCAUAGAGUUUUGUAUACGUUUUUCUCUCUAUCUCCACAAUCUCAAUCUCACUCUCUCUCUCUCUAUGAAUAUAUAUGUGUGUUUACAAUCAAUAAACAGUUUAUAGUUUAGAUAAUUAUUCUAGCAAACAUUAAUUGUUCUAAUUCUUGCCCUUGCAUUUUAACUUAAAAACAUGUAUACGUAUAC
Molecule: messenger RNA, 2067 nt
Organism: Melanaphis sacchari
Lineage: Eukaryota; Metazoa; Arthropoda; Insecta; Hemiptera; Aphididae
Product: facilitated trehalose transporter Tret1-like
Exons: 7
Coding region: 147-1751 (534 amino acids)
Biological process (GO): transmembrane transport
Cellular component (GO): membrane
Molecular function (GO): transmembrane transporter activity
Source: RefSeq, a predicted model, not a curated record